Messenger RNA from Elaeis guineensis (African oil palm), 628 nucleotides. RefSeq lists its product as uncharacterized. Lineage: Eukaryota; Viridiplantae; Streptophyta; Magnoliopsida; Arecales; Arecaceae. The record is from RefSeq and is a predicted model, not a curated record.
CACGAAACUUCCUCCUCCCGCUCUCUCUCAUCUUCCCGUUGUGCUCUCUCUCCUAUAAAAACCCUCCGCUCUUCCAAUUCUCAGUACUCCCUCCACCAACCCGAUCUCCACAGCCAGCGAGAACAAGGAAAGAAAGAUGAGCUACCAGGAGCCCCCAGUCGGCGUCCCUCCUCCCCAAGGAUAUCCGCCGAAGGGGCACGUGAAGGACGCCAACCCGCCGCCGGGGCAUCCGCCGGCGGGGUACGCAAAGGGCUACCCUCCGCCAUACGCUCAGGCGCCUCCCCAGCAGCACCGCUGCUACUGUGAGCCCAACUUCGUCGGAGAAUGCGUGUCGGCGCUGUGUUUCUGCUGCCUUUCUGCUCCCUGCUUUUGAGACGGUGCGAUCAAUGGUAGCAAGACGAGAGAUGAAAAUUUGGCUAGAGGCAAAUCCAUAUUUAAUCUGGAAGGCGCGACCGACGUUUAAGACUUCAGAAAGACUUAGAUAUUGUUGUUGCUAUACGAGUCUAUAACUUCUGCUCUGCCAGGGGCUUGUUAUGGAGGCAAAUUUGUACAUGUAUGAUUCUAGUUUGAGUGGAAUUAUUGUUCACAACCAACCUUCGAUGCAUGAUGCCUAGAAAAUUGAUUUUUU